Gopherus flavomarginatus (Mexican gopher tortoise) is the source of this 704-nucleotide messenger RNA. RefSeq lists its product as uncharacterized. The transcript has 7 exons. Lineage: Eukaryota; Metazoa; Chordata; Testudines; Testudinidae. The coding region runs from base 72 to 704 and encodes 210 amino acids. The record is from RefSeq and is a predicted model, not a curated record.
UCCAGAAAGAUCGCCCUGCUCCCACAAACUCUGACCUCAUCCGUACAGUUGUCACAGGAGUGGAAAGGAAAAUGGACACCUUUUUUUACUGGAGAGUGGAUGUCAAGUCUGUCCGGUCAAAUGGUUUCAGCCUUGAAAAUCUAGAACCAGAAAAGCUGUCAGUCUCAUUCUCUGCUCUGAGACUUGGCUCGAUUGCAGCAUUUGGUGGUGUGGUUAGCCAGGGCCCUCUGGACCAACUAAACAAUAUGGUGAUUCAGUCUCUGGGGGCCCUGUACAAAGUGAAGAAUUUCUCCUUUGUCAGACUCAGAAGUGGCUCCCUGAUGUGUCAUGGUGAUGUGGUAUUCCAGCAACCUGCCCCAGCAAGUGCAGAUGUUCUGCAGACUCUUGUUCUUUCAGUUGGUCCACAUGACAUGUUGGCUGGGUCAGGUUUUCAGGUGGACCCAUAUUCUUUCACAGUGGCAGAUGAUCAACUGGAACCUCCCUCUGUGUAUCCAAGUUUCCCUGGAUAUGCUGUGGCAAUUACUGUCAUGUGUGGCCUUGUAAUAAUUGCCAUUCCCAUUGUGGCUCUGCUGUACCUGAAUUCUGGGCUAUUUGGCUGGCAUGACAAGGCUAUAAUUCAGGGUAGGAGAGACCAUGAAGCAGGGACACAAACAUUUGAACUGGAUAACCAAGGAUUCAGCUCUACCAUUGAAGAGGCAAGUUGA